Molecule: messenger RNA, 1349 nt
Organism: Drosophila ananassae
Lineage: Eukaryota; Metazoa; Arthropoda; Insecta; Diptera; Drosophilidae
Gene: HSPBAP1
Product: HSPB1-associated protein 1
Exons: 1
Coding region: 55-1260 (401 amino acids)
Molecular function (GO): 2-oxoglutarate-dependent dioxygenase activity
Source: RefSeq, a predicted model, not a curated record
UUUAACAUCCUGACAGUCUGGGAGCACUAUUCAAUGCUGUUGAAAAAUUAGGAUAUGGAAAAAAUGUCCAGGAGCGCCAAACUUCGAGACCUGGUCCUUAACACCACCGUGCCACUCAUCAUUAAUGACUUUCCGUUGAACUGGAAGUGCUUUGAAGGCUCACUGCAUGACUGGUGCGAAAGGUUCGACCUGGAGGCGUCCCAAUCGCCUGUUUUUGAGCUCAUGGGACUGACGGACUGCAGCUCUCCUCAGUGGGAAAGGAAGCGGACACGGGACAAUCAGUUGAGGAGCAUGCAACAGUUUCUGCGGGAAUAUGGAGUUCUGGAUGAGGAGCAAACUCACUGGGCCGCGUUCCAGUAUAAAAGGGCACAGGAGUUACCCGCCACUUGCCGCCAGGGCAUUGACUUUGCUUGCUUUGGGUUUCCUGAUCACGGUGACGACUUUGCCCUAUGGCUUGGUUCGGAACAAGCGAAUACGCCUUGUCACUACGAUACUUUCGGUGUAAACAUCGUGGUGCAAGUACAUGGCAGCAAGUCCUGGCUCCUCUUUCCCCCUGAGGCUCCUCUCCAAAGUACCAGGAUUCCCUACGAAGAGUCUAGUGUGUACUGCCUGGAGAACUUCUAUGCGCCCGCUCCAGAGAAGAUUCAGCAUUACAAAGCACUAGCUCCAUACGCCUAUCAUUGCAAUCUUCAAGCAGGCGAUGUCCUCAUUGUUCCACGCCAUUGGUGGCACUACGUAGAGGCUUUGUCCACUUCCCUAAGCGUCAAUUACUGGGUGCCACUAAAAGCAGACAUGGACCUGGCACUCGAUGAAUUCUUGGUCAAGCACAUUGUGGAAAGCUUCGUAAAGGGCGAGAGCGACCAGUUAAAGGAAUACCUGUUGAAUCCCAACCAACUGGCGGAUGUUGUAUCCACUCCUAGCGAGCUCUUUGCGCAGUUCGAGAGGGCGGUUCAGAACAUGGAGAGUGGUCAGGACAACCGAAAGCUGUGGGACACUGACUUCCUCAGUGCAACAGAUUGCCGGAAUCUGCUUACGAACAUCAACCUGAACAUUGAGCAGCUGGAGGUGAUGCCCAAGGAAGAGUACAAUUUAUUGCUGGAGAACAACUCCAAGAGGAUCAAACCAAAUUCUCAGAAUCCAUCCGAGUCGACGCCCAUAAGCUCCACCUGCGAGUUUCUGGUUAGCAGCAUGUGUGCCCCACGAGUAAUUGCCGGAAUGAAGCGCGAAUUCUUUCGGAGAUUGCAAAACGACAGUUUAUAGGUAUUUUUUAAUAAGUCUAAGACAAACGUUUACUGUGAUACGUGAUAAUAUUGUUGCAUAUGUGAGAUUAAAAUCCAAAAAGCCUUCAA